CCGGACCGCCGCUGCGCCGCCGGGACGAGCCGAUACCCUCAGUAGCUGCGGCCUCUCUAUGGCCCAAGCUGCUGUGGCUCGGCAACACGCCCUCUCUAUGGUCCCGGGGGCGGGAUGUGGCGGCUGCUGCUGGGCCGCGGCCUGAGCCGCUGCUGGCCGCCCCCCGCCCGCCCUGCCUGCGCCGCGCCCCCUCCCGACGGCCCCGGCCCGGGCACCGAGCGGGCGCCCGGCUGUGAGGAUGGACGGCCCCAGGAUGGCCGGGAGCGAGGAGGAAGGCGGCAGACCCUGCCCGGCCUGGUGCCCCGCUACUCCGUGCUGGAGGCAGUCACCUGGGGGGCACUGGGUGCGCUGCUCCUGCAGCUGCUCAGGCAGAUCGCCUGGCUCAGGUCCCUGCCGGACGCCAGGAGAGAGCACAGGGCUCUGCGGCUCUCCUCGCUGACCUCGCAACAGACAGUGGUGACUGAAGCCUCAACCAGCUGUUCCACUGAGCAGCUGGGGUCCUGCUUCCUGCAGAAGCCAAGUCCAGAGGUUAUACCAGAGAAUGUGUCCUCAGGCAUCCCUUCAGGGCAAGGAGAGAGCCAGCCCUGGGCUGAAGUAGGAGAGUUCCACAUCCCUGAGAGCUCCACUCUGGGGCCAGUUCUCCACCGUGCAAAGGGUGACCCAGCCCAGCGAGGGCAUUUGGAGGAAGCUGCUUUCCAGUUGCAGCAGGUUUUCCGGAUUGACAUUUCCAUUGCAUUGAAUAUCCUCGGGAUUGAAAGCAUGAGAGCUGGCCAUUCCAGGAUAGCCUAUACCUGCUUCAAACUGGCAGCAGAUCGAGGCUACAGCAAAGCCCAGUUCAAUGUGGGUCUGUGUUACGAGCAUGGCAGAGGCACGGAAAAGGACUUGGAAAAGGCAGCUUUAUAUUACUACCACGCAGCCAGCAGCCGUCACCCCAUGGCACAGUACCGCUACGCAAGAUACCUCUUAUGCCACAGACCUGAAAAUGAGUGGGACAGGCAUCAGAAGGCAGUGACUUUCCUGGAGCAAGCAGCAAUGGCUGGCAUUACAGAGGCACAGGCUUAUCUUGGAGUAUUCUACAUGAGGGGGCUGCAACCUAAGGAAAAGAGAGGUCUAAAGUACCUGCUGCUGGCGGCGAACAACGGUGAUGCCCAGAGCAGGUACCACGUGGGUGUUUGCUAUGAGAAGGGCCUUGGAGUGCAGCAGAACCUGGCGGAAGCAAUGAGACACUACCAGCAGUCAGCUGCUGCAGGGAACAGGAGCGCUCAGGAGAGACUUCGAGUGUUACAAGAGGAGGUGGAAGAUGCGCAAACAAAGCAUCCAUUUUCUUCUGGAAUGAGAGCCUCUUCCUCUAGCCCCAGUUUCUGGGCUAUUGAGCCUGUGCAUGUAGGCCACCACACCACCCAGCCAAGACAAUCUGCCCUAACCCUGCCCCACUCAUGGAGCGCGGACGGACUCCACAUGAUGAUGCUCAGUGGUGCAGGAUGGAGCCGUGCCCUCGGAAACAGGGCAAGGCCACGGGAAUUUCAGUGCUUGGAGCCCCACCACUGCUGUUACUAGUUCAGUAGCCACCAAGCUGCCUACAGAACAGGAGCAUCAUCUUCCAGUCCAAGGCUCUUCCCACGUGCCGACAGCUGCCGCAGAAGCCCUGAGCCUGUUUCAUUGUGGACUUGGACCUUCUGGGACAAAAUCAUUUCAAA
Molecule: messenger RNA, 1697 nt
Organism: Neopsephotus bourkii (Bourke's parrot)
Lineage: Eukaryota; Metazoa; Chordata; Aves; Psittaciformes; Psittacidae
Gene: DELE1
Product: DAP3 binding cell death enhancer 1
Exons: 13
Coding region: 115-1557 (480 amino acids)
Molecular function (GO): protein binding
Source: RefSeq, a predicted model, not a curated record